AAUUCGGGUUAACACUCGACGUCUCAUGAAGUCCUGAGUCCCGACUCUUGAAUUCCUCACUCUUUCUAUCUAUCACAUCCCCAAAUUAGACUCCCUCUCCGAACCCUAACUUUCUCCAUCCUCCCCGGCGCACUAUUUCUCUCUCAUCAACAACGAUGCAGAACGGUAAGGUUCGAUGGGGAGAACUUGACGAAGACGAAGGAGAAGAUUUGGAUUUCCUGCUACCUCCAAGGCAGGUGAUUGGUCCAGAUGACAACGGCGUCAAAAAGGUCAUCGAGUAUAAAUUCAAAGAUGAUGGAACCAAGGUUAAGAUCACCACCACAACUAGGGUUCGUAAGCUAGCCAAAGCUCACCUUAGCAAGAAGGCAGUUGAGCGCAGGUCUUGGUCUAAAUUCGGCGAUGCCGUUCACGUUGAUGUCGGGGCUCGUCUUACAAUGGUUUCUACUGAAGAAAUAGCCCUUGAACGCCCUAAGCCUCAUGGGACUAAACAAGAGGAGACUAAAUCUGCAGGGGAUAACCCUUUCGGUAGCAAAGGUGCUGUCCUUAUGGUUUGCAGGACUUGUGGUAAAAAGGGUAACCACUGGACUGCGAUGUGUCCCUACAAGGAUCUCGCACAACCUCCUGAAAGUUUUGCUGAUAAGCCUCCCACAGAUGGGCCAGCAACUGCUUCUACAACUGGUUCCAAAGGAGCUUAUGUUCCUCCGAGUUUGAGGGCAGGUGCUGAGAGAACCCCUACUGACAUGAAACGCAGGAAUGAAGAGAACUCAGUUCGUGUUACUAACCUAUCAGAGGAUACCAGAGAGGCUGAUCUUCAUGAGCUCUUCAGAACUUUUGGUCAGAUCACCCGUGUUUAUGUAGCCAUUGACCAGAAGACUGGGUUGACCAGAGGUUUUGGAUUUGUAAACUUUGCCAUCCGAGAAGAGGCUGAGCGAGCCAUCAACAAGCUUAAUGGUUAUGGUUAUGAUAAUCUCAUCCUUAGGGUCGAAUGGGCCACGCCAAGGGCAACCUAGAAUCAUGAAUUUUUUAUAGUAUAUGAAAUCAUAUUUUGAUGAUUCGGAAAAACAAAUUACCCUUCGUCCUUUUUUAUUUUUUACGUGGUAACAUGCACGCGAUUUAACAACUAA
Messenger RNA from Spinacia oleracea (spinach), 1124 nucleotides. RefSeq lists its product as uncharacterized. The transcript has 2 exons. Gene Ontology annotation, molecular function: RNA binding; translation initiation factor activity. NCBI's taxonomy places the organism in Eukaryota, Viridiplantae, Streptophyta, Magnoliopsida, Caryophyllales, Amaranthaceae. The coding region runs from base 156 to 1010 and encodes 284 amino acids. The record is from RefSeq and is a predicted model, not a curated record. Gene Ontology annotation, cellular component: cytoplasm; eukaryotic translation initiation factor 3 complex.